This is a messenger RNA of Oncorhynchus keta (chum salmon), 2048 nucleotides long. It is a transcript of the gene best4, whose product is annotated as bestrophin 4. The record is from RefSeq and is a predicted model, not a curated record. The transcript has 10 exons. Lineage: Eukaryota; Metazoa; Chordata; Actinopteri; Salmoniformes; Salmonidae. Gene Ontology annotation, molecular function: chloride channel activity. The coding region runs from base 232 to 1524 and encodes 430 amino acids.
GUUUUGUCGGCAGGCCACUUCUUUUACACAUGGUUUCCCAGCCUAUAAAUCUCAGGAGGAUCAGCAUCCUUUAUCUCACAUGAUGAUGAUGAAUUCUGACAGGAUGACACACACAGUAGAAGUUUCAAACGAGAGGAGAGGGAAGUGAUGAUCUUUCUCGGGACAGAGUGACUGGAUACAGGAGUACAGGUGUUUCAGCAGUCUUUACAGGUUCUCCACAACGACAUAACGAUGACGGUCUCCUACACCCUAGAAGUGGCCAAUGCCAAGUUUGGAGGGUUUUCCAAGCUGCUCUUCAGGUGGAGGGGAAGCAUCUACAAGCUGUUGUAUAAAGAGUUCCUGGUGUUCUGUCUGCUGUACAGCUUCUUCAGUGUUUUCUACAGGUUCUUCCUCACUGAGAAACAACAGAUGUUGUUUGAAAAUGUCGCCCUUUACUGCGACCAGUUUACCAACUUUAUACCAAUGUCCUUUGUGUUGGGUUUCUAUGUAACCCUGGCGUUCAACCGUUGGUGGGGUCAGUACACCAGCUUCCCCCUGCCUGAUAACCUGAUGAUGGUGGUGUCAGGGAACGUCCACGGGCUCGACGAGAGGGGCCGGCUGCUCCGACGCACCCUCAUGAGAUAUGCUAACCUCUCCUCUGUCCUCAUCCUGCGAUCCAUCAGCACUAGAGUACGCAGGAGGUUCCCAACCAUGGAGCAGGUGGUGGAUGCAGGAUUUAUGACACCACUGGAGCAUCGCCAGCUGGAUGGUCUGUACUCUGACUUCAACAAGUACUGGAUGCCUCUGACGUGGUUCACUAACCUGGCAUCACGGGCCAGACAGGAGGGCCGGAUCAGAGACGACGUCGCUCUACGACUUCUCAUGGAUGAGCUGAAUAACUACAGAGGAAAGUGCAGCCUGCUGUUUCAUUAUGACUGGAUCAGUAUUCCUCUGGUCUACACUCAGGUAGUGACCCUGGCUGUGUACUCGUUCUUCGGCUUCUGUCUGAUCAGUCGGCAGUUCCUGAACCCUGAGAAGGGGUAUAAAGGUCACCAGCUGGAUUUGUACGUCCCUGUCUUCACCCUGCUUCAGUUCUUCUUCUAUGCCGGCUGGCUCAAGGUGGGGGAACUGAUCAUCAAUCCUUUCGGAGAGGACGAUGACGACUUUGAAACCAACCAACUAAUUGACCGAAAUAUUCAGGUGUCUAUGCUGGCUGUGGAUGACAUGCACCAGAACCUGCCCCCAACAGAGAAAGACAAGUUCUGGGUGGAGAGAUACUUCUCUGUCCCCUACUCUACUGCUACUGAGACCCUCAGACCUACCUUCAUGGGCUCAACAUAUGACAUAAGCUUUGAAUCUGGUCAGGCCGUCUCCAUGCCCUUUGUCUAUAAGGAUGAGUGUGGUGAUGUGGACGUGAAGGAUGUGUCUUUAGUGAGAGACAAACAGCUGAAGGUGUCUCAUCUUCAGACAGAACGGGGGGAGGGGCAGUUCAAGGUGGCUGUGGAACUCAUCCAAGCCAACGACAAUGAGCAGAGCUCUUGUUGAAAGAUCUGCGCAACUCGUUUAUGGGUUUUGUUGAUUUUGGGGGGGAUAAUUCAUGCAUUUUCCAUGCACCUGUGUGUCAAUGAUUGUGUGAAAUGUCUUCUACAAUCAUGUUUAGAUUGUUUGUAAUCCUGGUUAUUAAAAAAUGAUUUUGAAAAACAUUAAUUCUUAUUUUUAUAAAGAAUAUAAAAACCAUUCAAUUAAACAGCUGUGGCAGUGAUGCAUGACUUUUAACUUUGAAGCCUGAUUCCAUGAUAGAACAUUGUAGAUUGAUUUCAAGAACUAAAUUAGUUUAUCUACAUAAAUGAAUAUACUGUAGGUUGUGAACCAAUCUGCCAAGACUGACAUACGUGUGUAAGGAAUAAAGGUGUGAUUGUUUUUCAUAUUUCAUAUUUUUUUUGUUUUUGUAUUCUCUUGUAUUGUUUACUUUCUGGUGUAUUUCUUACGUAAUUGUGUUGUAUAAUUUGUAAGAUGCAGGGCUUUUUUGGUCUCAUUAGGACUGUUGAAAUAAAAAGCACUAAAAUGUC